CGUGACCCAAGUAAUUGGUACAGCUAGUCGCGCACCGACUGCUCGCCUCCUCUGACCUGCAGCCUCUGGACCUCGCUGCCGCGCCGACCCCCACUGGCCCGACUUGCUGCUGGUUGCCCUGAGGAGCCCACUGUCCCUCGCUCAAGGAGACCGCCUCCCUGCUCUUUGCCUCAUAAUGAGUCAGCUGAGGCUGCUGCCAUCCCGGCUUGGGGCACAGGCCUCGAGGCUCCUGGCCACGCAUGGCGUCCACAGGUUCAGCUGGUACAGCAGGUCGUCUGGGCCACCGGCCACCUUCCCAAGCAGCAAAGUUGGAGGCGGCUCCAGUUACAUGGAGGAGAUGUACUUCGCCUGGUUGGAAAACCCCCAGAGUGUCCACAAGUCCUGGGACAGCUUCUUCCGGAAAGCCAGUGAGGAAGCCUCUUAUGGCCCGGCUCAGCCCCGGCCCCUUUCUGUUGUCCCUGAGAGCAGGCCGGCAGUGUUGAGCCGGACCAAGACCAGUAAGCUGGUGGAGGACCACCUGGCUGUGCAGUCCCUGAUCCGGGCCUACCAGAUCCGUGGCCACCAUGUGGCCCAACUGGACCCCCUGGGCAUUCUGGAUGCAGACCUGGACUCCUUUGUGCCCUCAGACUUAAUCACCACCAUUGAUAAAUUGGCCUUCUACGACCUGCGGGAGGCUGACCUGGAUAAGGAGUUCCAGCUGCCCACAACUACCUUUAUUGGAGGCUCUGAAAACACCCUUUCUCUGCGGGAGAUCAUUCGGCGCCUGGAGUGCUCCCCUUUCCCCCAGAACACAUACUGCCAGCACAUCGGUCUGGAGUUCAUGUUCAUCAAUGACGUGGAGCAGUGUCAGUGGAUCCGGCAGAAGUUCGAGACGCCUGGCGUGAUGCAGUUCUCCAGCGAGGAGAAGCGGACCCUGCUGGCCCGGCUGGUGCGCUCUAUGAGGUUUGAAGACUUCCUGGCCCGGAAGUGGUCCUCGGAGAAGCGGUUUGGCCUGGAGGGCUGUGAGGUCAUGAUUCCUGCCCUCAAGACCAUCAUCGACAAAUCCAGUGAGAUGGGGAUCGAGAAUGUCAUCCUGGGGAUGCCACACAGGGGCAGGCUGAAUGUGCUGGCCAACGUCAUCCGCAAGGACCUGGAGCAGAUCUUCUGCCAGUUUGACCCCAAGCUGGAGGCGGCGGAUGAGGGCUCUGGAGAUGUCAAAUAUCACCUCGGCAUGUACCACGAGAGGAUCAACCGAGUCACAAACAGGAACAUCACUCUGUCGCUCGUGGCCAACCCCUCCCACCUGGAAGCUGUGGACCCCGUGGUGCAGGGGAAGACGAAGGCAGAGCAGUUCUACCGCGGGGAUGCUCAGGGCAAGAAGGUCAUGUCCAUCCUGGUCCAUGGGGACGCCGCCUUUGCUGGCCAGGGUGUGGUCUAUGAGACCUUCCACCUGAGUGACCUGCCCUCUUACACCACCAACGGUACCGUGCACGUCGUCGUCAACAACCAGAUUGGCUUCACCACGGACCCCAGGAUGGCCCGCUCCUCACCAUACCCCACCGACGUGGCCCGUGUGGUCAACGCGCCCAUCUUCCAUGUGAAUGCAGACGACCCAGAGGCCGUGAUAUAUGUGUGCAGUGUGGCGGCCGAGUGGAGGAACACCUUCAAUAAAGACGUCGUGGUGGACCUGGUCUGUUACCGCCGGCGUGGCCACAACGAGAUGGACGAGCCCAUGUUCACGCAGCCGCUCAUGUACAAGCAGAUCCACAGGCAGGUGCCUGUGCUGAAGAAGUAUGCAGACAAGCUCAUUGCCGAGGGCGCAGUGACCCUGCAGGAAUUCGAGGAAGAAAUCGCCAAAUAUGACCGGAUCUGUGAGGAGGCGUUUGGCAGGUCCAAGGAUAAAAAGAUCCUGCAUAUAAAGCACUGGCUGGACUCCCCCUGGCCUGGCUUCUUCACUGUGGACGGGGAGCCCAAGAGCAUGACAUGCCCAGCCACAGGUAUUCCAGAGGACAUGCUGACCCACAUUGGUGAAGUGGCCAGCUCUGUGCCCCUGGAGGACUUUAAGAUCCACACGGGCCUCUCUCGCAUCCUGCGGGGCCGUGCGGACAUGACCAGGAAGAGGACAGUGGACUGGGCGCUGGCAGAGUACAUGGCCUUUGGCUCCCUGCUCAAGGAAGGCAUCCAUGUGCGGCUCAGUGGGCAGGACGUGGAGAGGGGCACAUUCAGUCACCGGCACCACGUUCUCCAUGACCAGGAAGUUGACCGGAGGACGUGCGUCCCCAUGAACCACCUCUGGCCUGACCAGGCCCCCUACACUGUGUGCAACAGCUCCCUCUCGGAGUACGGAGUUCUGGGCUUCGAGCUGGGCUACGCCAUGGCCAGCCCCAACGCCCUGGUCCUCUGGGAGGCGCAGUUUGGUGACUUCCACAACACGGCCCAGUGCAUCAUCGACCAGUUCAUCAGCACGGGCCAGGCCAAGUGGGUUCGGCACAAUGGCGUCGUGCUGCUGCUGCCCCACGGCAUGGAGGGCAUGGGCCCGGAGCACUCCUCAGCCAGGCCCGAGAGGUUCCUGCAGAUGAGCAAUGACGACUCGGACGCCUACCCCGCGUUCACCCAGGACUUCGAGGUGAGGCAGCUCUACGACUGCAACUGGAUAGUGGUCAACUGCUCCACGCCGGCCAGCUACUUCCACGUGCUGCGCCGCCAGAUCCUGCUGCCCUUCCGCAAGCCGCUGAUCAUCUUCACACCCAAAUCUCUGCUGAGGCACCCAGAGGCCAAGUCCAGCUUUGACCAAAUGGUAUCUGGGACCAGCUUCCAGAGGGUGAUUCCUGAGGACGGGGCUGCGGCACAGGCUCCCGGGCAGGUGCGGCGGCUCAUCUUCUGCACGGGAAAGGUGUACUAUGACCUGGUGAAGGAGCGGAGCAGCCAGGGCCUGGACCAGCACGUGGCCAUCACACGCCUGGAGCAGAUCUCUCCAUUCCCCUUUGACCUGAUCAAGCGAGAGGCAGAGAAGUACCCAGGCGCAGAGCUGGUGUGGUGCCAGGAGGAGCACAAGAACAUGGGCUACUACGACUACAUCAGCCCGCGCUUCAUGACCAUCCUGGGCCGAGCGCGGCCCAUAUGGUAUGUUGGCCGAGACCCAGCAGCUGCACCAGCCACAGGAAACAGGAACACUCACCUGGUGUCUCUGAAGAAGUUUCUGGAUACUGCCUUCAAUCUCCAGGCCUUUGAGGGCAAGACAUUUUAGAGCCUGCCUGGGUCUUGCUGUGGGGUUGUUGAGGACACCAGGGACAUUAGGGGCUGGCUGGCUCUUCUGCCCAGGAGAGGGACUGUCAGGGGCCCCAAGAUAAAACAUACCCAUGCAGUGAUUGAGGCCAAAGAGUAGGUACCGCUGGCUUCGGUAUUAUGCCACCUUGGGCCUUUGUGUUUAUUUCAGAAUCUCUUAGGGCUGAGAAAGCCAGAGGGGUCUGAUAGACGGGCUGUAGUUGUAGAGUGUUUCCCCAGCCUCCCGGGUCUCGCUGGAGUGUUUGUGUGGCUUCUCCGUCUGUGUUGUUCAUGCCUCUGCAGACAGCCAGCCACCCAGGAGCCCGUGUCUCUGGUCUCUUUCUCCCAGCCUGGUAGAUUUGACGGCCGCUCACCUUGUUCUUGUUCGUCUGUGGAUUCAAGAACUGUUCUCUUUUGUGCUCUUAGAAAUAGAGAUUUUAGCAAUAACAACCAGGUGAAGCAAAACCAUGCCAAGUGAUUUAUACGUGCUCUGUUUUAUGGGGUGUGUCAUAAUAAAAUAUGUCAGCUUCUGUGUGAAAUACAGCCAAGGCUCACAUGUACCAAAGUAGAAAACCAAAUAACAGAGAAAUUAGAAAAUGCUUAAGGGAGACUUCCUGUUGUCACUUCAUGUUGUAAAGUUGGGGGAAGAGACAGAUGGUUUAGAGAUGGUAAGGGAUGGGGAGAAAGAAAAACGAAACAUGUAGGGGAUAAAUAUCUGCCUCCUGUGGCCAGAUUUUCCUUUGAGCACCAGGCGAUGUUUGCAGAUCUGUCGGCAUUGCCAGUCUUUAGCCUUUCGUUGGUUUUGCUUCCCUGCAAAGAUGCUGGGGAAGCAGCAGCACAGGAGGGAUGUUUUGCUUUCUGCAAAUCAUUUAUUCCCUGCUCCCCUUCUCAGAGCACUUCCUCUGUGCUAGACGCUGGGACCCAGGGUGAAAGAAACGUGUGUCUUGGAGCCCAGCACGGGAGAUGGGUAAACGGUUUACAGUUGGCCCUCCAUAUCCCUCCUGUGGGGGGUUCCACAUCCACAGAUGCAAAAAUACUUGGGGAAAAAAAUUCCAGAAAGUUCCAAAAAGCAAACUAUGUUACAUGGCAUUUACAUUGUAUUUACAACUAUUUUCCUGGCAUUUAUACUGUAUUCGGUAUUGUAAGUAAUCUAGAGAUGAGUUAAAAGUACAUGGGAGGAUGUGUGUAGGUUGCAUGCAAAUGCUAUACCAUUUUAUACGAGAGACUUGAGCAUCCGUGGAGUUUGGUAUCUUCAGGGAGGUCCUGGAACCAAUCCCCCAUGGAUACCGAGGGACUGCUGUCAUUCACUGAAUUGUGGGUUAUGUUGGAGGUAAGUGCAGAGGGCUGUGGAAGUCAGGGAAGUCUCCCUAGAGAUGAUGGUGUUUGAAGAAAGAGUUCUAUAGGACAACUGGGAGAGAUGAGCCUCUUAUAGAGCAGACCUGGAAAUACUGAUCAUGGGGUUAGGGUGGGGCACCCUAAAGAAAAACAUCAACCUGAAGUUGGAGGAUAGGGUGUUAAAAUUCCAUCUGCUCAAGUACAGCUUAUUGGGGUACACGCUGAAUCACACUGCAGGAGUGUUCUAAGUGACAUAAAGUAAAAGUAAUUAUAGCUGCCACUUAUAGGAUGUGUGUCCUGGGCCCUCUGCUGGGUGUUUUGCAUAUAUUACUAAAUAUUCUUUAACCUUCACCAUGGCUUUGCGUGCUGGGAAUAAGCCCAUUUUAUAGAUGAGGAAAUCAGAGUUCACAUGAAUUUGCAAAUAAUUUCAUGUGAACCUUGAAGUUGAGGGUCACUCGCCAAGUCGACUUGGCCUCUGUGAGGCUACACUGCUUCCCUUGGGAAAUAACCUCUUCCCAUAGCAUGUAUUCUUGGCCCUGUGGAAAUCUAGCGGUCUGGGGUCUCUCCCUGCAGUUGGGCUGUGGCAGUGAGCGGGGAUGCAUCGCAUGAGGUGCCUGGGCUCGUAAGGAGCCCUCAUGCUCUGGAGUUGGAUGGUUGGUGCGUCCUGCCCUACUACACACUGCACCUUCCUCACGCUCUGUGUAGGGAGGCUGCAGACAGGCUGGUGGGGACCAAUUGCUGGGGUCGCCAAACUGAAGAAAACCAAACACAUGAAACGAGGGCUCCAAACUCUACAAAGAUAAUAACUAACACUGGGAAGUAAAAUGGAGCUCAUGGAACAAAGGCUUUAUAUGAACUGUUAUAACUUCAGAGGGCAAGGAAGAUCUUGCUUCUACGAAACAGUAACAGACUAUUAAAAAAAAAAAUCAGAUGUUUAGAAAAUACCAAAUAUUGCCAAAACAAAGACCUCAAUAGAUGGGCUGAAUGAGUUCUUUCAUUGUAAGCCACAGAAAUGACCCCUGGAAUUUGUACGUAGGAAGCCUGGGAGACAGCUCAUGGGGUGGAGGGAUGUGACCCGAAUAGAUCUGGGGAUCUAGACAAUAGAAACUAAUGGAAAGCCUGGUCCAUGCUGUUCGGAAGAUGAAUUCUUAGAUUUCUAAUCAUGUUCAGUCAUUUUGUUACUAUCCUUAAGAGUUAAAUUCUAGGAAAGAAUGUCUGAUUGGCAUUUCUUGGGCCAUCCAUAUCUUUCUUGGAGUAUUUUGAUUGACAGCCUAUCCAAGACUGUGUGCAAUGAAUGGAAGAGGAACUUGAAAAUAAACUUGGGGUGUGGAUUCCAGGAGGUGAGAAUAUGGAUGUUGGGCAGAACAAACUAUAGAUGCCCACUCUACUUACUCUGCCACAAAGUAGGUGUGAGAACAAUAACAGCUGAUAUUUAUCAAGUACUUACUAUGUGCCAGUCGCUGUUCUUGGUCUCUUCCACCUAAUUACACCUCUGAACUCUCACUGCGCCACAUGAGACAUGUAUUACUUUCGUGCUACCCGUUAAGAUGUUGAGGCUCAGAGAGGCUGAGUAAUUUUCCUAAGGUCGCAUAGUUGGGAUUCACAUUCAGUUGGUUGGGGUCUAGUGUCCUUAUCCUGAGCCACUGAGCCGCAGUUACCUCUGGACUCAGGUGCUUCUUCAUAAGGUUGAUUGAGAAUUAAGUGAGGCGGUAUGGACAGAGCACCAGACACAGUGGUCAGUCCAUGAUGGUUGUUCAGUGUCUAACCACGUUGGUCAGUGUGGGUCCAGUUGGGGCUCGUUGGGUUUUCUCCAUAUGUGGGGAGUGAGAGGAGGCAAUGGGAGCUGUUUUUCCUUUGAAUAACGAAGGAAACUUUCAUAAUAAGAGGGAAUUCUCAAAAAUUGGAGGCCAGAGUUGAAUUGUGUUACAAAUUAUGUCUCCCAUUCUGUUUGUCACCUCUCUUUCCAGCUGAAGUGCAAAGUGAAAAUCACUCUGCAGUCAUUUCCUUCUCAGAACUGCUGGACCCAAAAGAAAGGUCAAAGAAAACAGACGCUGCUGUUUUACUGCAGAGGAUCUUAAAAACCAAACUUCA
This is a messenger RNA of Balaenoptera acutorostrata (minke whale), 6669 nucleotides long. It is a transcript of the gene OGDHL, whose product is annotated as oxoglutarate dehydrogenase L. Bases 176 to 3226 code for a protein of 1016 amino acids. NCBI's taxonomy places the organism in Eukaryota, Metazoa, Chordata, Mammalia, Artiodactyla, Balaenopteridae. The transcript has 24 exons. The record is from RefSeq and is a predicted model, not a curated record. Gene Ontology annotation, biological process: tricarboxylic acid cycle. Gene Ontology annotation, cellular component: oxoglutarate dehydrogenase complex; mitochondrion. Gene Ontology annotation, molecular function: thiamine pyrophosphate binding; oxoglutarate dehydrogenase (succinyl-transferring) activity.